Messenger RNA from Neoarthrinium moseri, 1953 nucleotides. RefSeq lists its product as uncharacterized. Gene Ontology annotation, molecular function: protein binding. The record is from RefSeq and is a predicted model, not a curated record. The coding region runs from base 1 to 1953 and encodes 650 amino acids. Lineage: Eukaryota; Fungi; Ascomycota; Sordariomycetes; Amphisphaeriales; Apiosporaceae. The transcript is spliced from 2 exons.
AUGCCGAACCGUCACCACCAACACCUCCACCGGAGGGACCUGCUCAAUGAUGCCUGGGAUGAGCUUACGAAAGGCGUAGCGGGCGUGGCGCAGACACUGCAACAGAAGGCAAACGGCCCUUCCACCGUCGUUCAGACUAUCUUCACCACCAUGUCGGCAACGUUCGAGGGGGAGAUUGGAGGCUAUUCGACAGUUGUCGGCGGCAACAACGACGAUGCACCUGCCACUACCACUGCUAGUCCGGCCAAGGUGACCUCGAAUGCCGGCGCGACAAGUCCCACAACUGUUCUGGCUGUUGCACCCAGCGAAACCUCGCUGCCCGAAUCAGUGGUCGCAUCGACAACCGCGAAUCUCAGUGAUGACUCGACUCUCGCUCUCGCUACCAGCCAUGCGACAUCCUCCAAGGCUACUGCCACAACCGGGGGAUCGUUCGCCAGCACGUCUGCUGCAGGGGCCUCCACUUCUUCGACCGCGACGGAGUCGAGCUCAGACAGCGGCAGCAACAGUGGAACCAAGGCAGGGAUCGCCAUCGGCGUGCUCGGCGGGCUUCUGCUGAUUGCUCUCGCGGCAUGGUUCUUGUUCAACAAGCGCAGAAAGCAAUUGGAAAAGGAGCGCAUCGCCGAUGACGAGAAGAUCAAUGGGUCCAUGGGCGGUGUACCUAUGGCUACUGCUGCCGUGAAUCGUCGCGCAUCUGUUUUGACCACUCGAACCACUGCCACGGCACCUCGCUUGAGCCUUCGCCCCGUGACCCAGUUCAUGCCAAACUUCGGCGAGAGGCGCUCCAGCAAAGGCGCUGCCAUGGCUCUGGCCUUGGGCCCUACUGGCGGCAAUGCACAGUCUGCUCGUGCUGUCGGCAAUAGUCCAUGGGAGCGCCCUAUGACCAGCCAGAGCAACCACCAAGAGAACCCGUUCGGCAAUAAUGCCGAGCGCCUCGAUGAGCGAUCUGUCGCUGGCCCGGCGCAUGCUAAUCCGUUUGACGCCCCCGAAAAUGUUGUUGGCAUGGCCCAGACGACCGACUCUCCUGAGACUUCCCACAUUGGUACUGCUGUCGCUGCUGGUGCCGGCGCCGCCGCCGGUGUCGCGCUCACACGUAAGCAGUCGACGAGGCAGAAUGCUCCGCAGGCUCUCGAUCUGACCAUGACGAGUCGUGCUGUUGACGCCCUUGGCCCGGUUCCUGUGCCCGGUAGCCCUGCCGGCACCGAGUUCAGCAUGACGUCUGUGGAUGCUGACCAGUCGCCUGCUCCUUCAAACAGCGCAGCUGCGAUUGCGGCUGCCGGGGGUCCUCCUCAGACCACUGUGCACCGUGUGCAACUGGAUUUCAAGCCUUCCCUGGACGAUGAGCUUGAGCUACGAACCGGUCAACUGGUGAGACUUCUGCAUGAGUACGACGACGGCUGGGCUCUUUGCAUUCGUCUGGACCGCUCCCAGCAAGGUGUCUGUCCUCGAACUUGUCUCUCAACACGCCCUGUGAAGCCGCGCCCGGCUGGCCCCCCAGGAACCCGCAAUGGCCCCCCCGUGAACCCCAGUGGACCUCGUGGCCCUCCUCGUGGCCCCCCUCGCGGCCCUGGGCCUAACUUCCCGCCUGGACAACGCCCCAUGACCCCUCAAGGUGGACCUCGCCCAGAAUCUCCGAUGCGGCCUAUGGUCAAUGGGCGCCCACAGUCACCCGCCAUGAUGAGACCUCAGUCACCAGCAGGUAUGGGCCGACCCCAGGGUCCCCAUGGCAGACCGCAGUCUCCCGGACCCAGAGCGAUGAGCCCCGGCCCCGGCCCACGAUCACAAUCUCCCGGCCCUCGGCAGCGAGGGUACAGCCAAAGCAGCGCGAACGGUCGCCGCAGCCCGCCCGGCCUCAGCCCUAUGAACCCAGCUAGCGGCAGCUCGCCUCCUCAGCAACAGCGAGGACCCCCUCAAGGACCGAUCGGCAGGAAGCCUGUCCCAGGGCAAGCGUACUAA